AAUUCGUAUUUCGUGGCGUAAAAAUAAGAAUUGCAAUUUGCAACUUGCUUGUUUGUUUAUAAAAAUUAUUAAAAACACAUAAAUAAGUAUUGUUUUUAACCAAACAAGAGAACAAUGGGUAUAUCAGUGAGUAGAUACUCAGACAUCACAAAUAAUGACUUUGUUACAAGGUUUUGUUCAUCAGAAGUAAUUUGCCCUAAUGAUCCAUUAUGGAAUCAGCUUUUGGCUUUUAAUAUACAGUUGCCGGCAAAUGUUGAUGAACAAUUAAUAUUUGAUUCAAAUACGGAGCCAUUACUGCAGAAUUUUUUACAAAAUAAUCCGGUAACAGGCAACCUAGGGUCUUUGGUACAAGUGUUUAUAACACGGGCAACAGAAUUGUUAGCAGCACCGAAUACUGACAAUCUCAUGCUGGCAUGGCAAAGUUACAAUGCAAUAUUUUUCAUCCGAGCUGUGACAAAAUAUUUGGUUGAAAUGGUACCUGAGUAUGAUUUGUGCAAGCAUUUAGAUGUUCAGGCCAGGAAUAUUAAUCCGGCGCAGGAUCAGGAGAAUGAUAAAUUACCAAAUGGGGAGAGUCGGGUCGAGAUGUUGAUUGAUGCAUUGAUAAGUCUUAUCAUUGAUGUGCCCGUCACAGACAAUACUUACCAUUUACACUUGGAAAGUAUAAAUACGCUGCUAGUUCUUAUGUCUGUUUAUAUGUUCGCGGGUAUACACGGACAGACGAGAUUGGUUGAGACAUCGCUGAUAUUCAGAACACUAUUUCAAGGCAGAUAUAGCAUUCAAGCGCCACUGUUAAUAAAAAUUCUGUUAAAUAAUUUAUCGAAUAUGACGCCUGCUCCGCCGCAGUUCGGAUCGCCAGGACCGGGGAGCCUCUUCAUUAAUAUCGCCUCAUCUCUAUGGAGUAUGUUGACGUUAUCAUCAACACAGACAAUAUACACGGAACCACCAUCGCAGAGGCGAGAAUUGCAUGAGCGCUUGCUUCGGGAACAUCCUCUCGCCAAUCAGUCUUGCCUUUUGUUAUUGGCUUUAUCCAAUCACCACAUUCAUGAAGACAAUCUUUAUAGAUGCGCUCUGCUGAGGUGUGAGGAUAGCAAUGAAACGGCCGCUACGACGCCGCAUAAGGACAACGGGCAGUUAACACCGCCAAGAAUUGAUAUGGCAGCACUCCACAAGGCUCUCUGUGCCACAGCAGGGUGUGAACAUUCGACAUUAUUGUUAUACUUAAUGCUACACUCGUGCAAUGCUUACAAAAGGCACGUCACAAAUGUACCGCAUAUAGAGAAGUUGAUAAUACCAAUACUCCAAGUGCUGUAUAACGCUCCAGACAGCAAUUCCCAUCAUAUAUAUAUGUCCCUAAUCGUUUUGUUAAUUUUAACUGAAGACGAUGCCUUAAUAAAGAACGUUCACUUGGUCAUGUUAAAGAACCUGCCGUGGUAUACUGAAAGGUCGAUUUCGGAAAUUUCUUUAGGUGGUUUGAUGGUCUUGGUGGUUGUUCGGGCGCUGCAAUACAAUAUGGCGCGGGUUAGGGACAAAUAUUUGCACACGAAUUGUCUAGCUGCGAUUGCUAAUAUGAGUUGUGAAUUUAGAAAACUACACCCAUAUGUAGCGCAGCGUUUAAUAUCAUUAUUUGAAACGUUAAGCAAACGAAGAGCUAGACUGUGCAGUGAAAUUGAAGGUGGGGACAUUAAUAGUAUAGAAUUACCACAUCACGCUGAAGAAAAGACUGAAGAAAUUAUGGAGCACAUCGCGGUGUUGGACGAAGUGCUGAGAAUGUUGUUGGAAAUUAUCAACUCGUGUCUAACACAUCAGCUCUGCAAUAAUUUGAAUUUGGUCUACGCGCUGUUGCAUAAGAAGCAGCUGUUUCAACAGCACUCGCAUCAUAACAUCGCACAGAACAUAGAAAUGGUAAUAGGCUAUUUCUCCACCCGCCUCCAGCGGGUACAAGAAGGAGCUGGCGGUGAGUUGGGAGUGACAGAAGUAUUGCAAUGCAUCAAAAAGGGCGCGGAGCAGUGGUCUAGUGACAGAUUAAAGAAAUUCCCAGACCUAAAGUUCCGUUAUGUUGAAGAAGAUAAGCCUGAAGAGUUCUUCAGCCCGUAUGUGUGGUCACUUAUAAGUUCUUGUGGGAAUAUCUAUUGGGCAAGCGAAUGUGCAGCACGGGCCUCUGAUAGGUUAUUAGCCUAGUAAUGCAUUAAAUCAUUAAUAUAUCACAAUCAUUAACAUUGAUAAAUGAUUAACAUUUAAUGAUGUAAUAAUUAAAUACAAAAACACCGACUUCUUAAUCAUAAUAAAGGGCCGUUCAAGUAUUACGUCAGGAGACUUCUAUUUAUCCCCUCCCCCCCCCCCCCAACAAUUUCCUAUCCUAUUGCAGCAAAAGUAAGCAAAGCUCUCGAAAGUACAUAAACGUAUUAAUUUUUUGGAAGAAUCCUCGAACAGCAUUUCGUUUUCAAGCAUAGACAAUGUGUUUAAAAAGUAAAUCAUUACUCUUGGUUAAUCAUCAAAUAAGAAAAUUAACGACCCCCCUCACCCCCCUUAGUGUUUACGUAAUACUUUAACGGUCCCUACCUAGUAUACAAAUUUAAGUUUAAAUUUUAACUAAUUGAAUUUUGGAUCAUCAAUUAUUGUGAUCUGUAUUGAUAAAAAUCAAUGUAAUUUAAUUCAUAGGGUGUUCAUGAAUUAUUCACUAUUAUUUUACGCAAUACACUAAAAUAAAUUAUUAAUUGUAUGAAAAAUAUCAUUAAUAAUAAUGUAAUAAUGAUUAUUAAUGGGUAAUGAUUAAAAAAUAAUUGUUCAGUAAUACAUUAUUAAUUGGUCUUUUAUUAUUUAUAACAAUUUAUAAUGCAAUGAAAAAGUUAUUAAUAGAUAAUGAUAUACAUCAUUAUAUCAUUCGUCAUUAUAGACAUCAUUAAAGUAUCAAAUACAAUAUAUAUUCAUAUAAGUAACACAAUGUACACUUAUGAACGUCAAAAUAUCAAUAAUAUAACUCGUAAUACAUUUUUAACAACAUUAUACCAUGUCGGACCAAAAUGCAUAUUUAUAAAAUUUCUCCUUUCAUUUUAUGUGUAAUACGCAAUAAUACUUGUAUAAUAAUUAAAAUUGCCUACUACAAUUUAUUUGAAGAAUUGUAUUAUUUAGAUGUUUCUUCAUUACUGCAUGGUCAGAGGGUUUUAGAAAUAACCACCAAUUAAGUAAUAUGUAUAGUCAUCGACGUCAAUGUGUAGUUUAAACGUAAAACAUUGUAAAUAUAUUGUAUUUUAUUAUAAUAUUUAUUAAAUAUAACAAAUUAGAAUUAGCAAGUUUCUUUAAGUAGUCACAACGAGACGAGAUAUACUGUGGAAUCUCUAUAACUCGAAUGUCAAGCGAAAUGCAAAAAAAUCGAGUUAACGUGUUUUCGACUUAACAAGAAUUUUAAGUACCAUAUGUACUCAAACUUAACUGCUGAAAUGUUCGUCUUACUAAUUUUAAUUGUAUUUUUCAAUUUGUAGAGUCGAAUUUGAAUAACAAUUCAACAGUUCUGUAGUAUAUAUUUUUUUAUGAAUGUAUUCGUUAAUUGCACGUGUACAAUACAUAAAAAAUAGACUAGACGCCCCGAAUGUUUGGUACAUUCAUUUUGGAUUUUAUUGCUAAUAAUUUGGUGAGUUCCUAGUAAGACCUCAUUAUAUUUUAUCCACUAGGUACGACUUACAUACUUACGUAUAAAGGUCAAAGCACACAUAACAACUAGGAAAGGGAUCGUCACGGUAUCACCUUCAGCCGUUCAGUAUUGUUUGUAUGCAUAUUCCCUACUGCAACUGCUAAUCGGAAUCCUAACGUAAGCGCCUCGACUCGAAACAGGCUCCGAACCGCGAUGCUGUGCAUGGUCAAGUUGCGGUUCCCGCGCUUACGUCUCUUCGUCCACCCUUGUCCCUGCCCCCUCCAAACCCGGUCAAACAGCGGUCGGCGAGCCGUAAGCGCGGCCUUACCUAGCCGAGUUGACGUUGAUACGUUUUGGUUACGUUACGUUAAGUUAACGCCUAUUUGACGGCAAGGCGAUCGGCGAUACGGUGAUCCCAUUCCGAGUGGAUAUGUGUGUUUUGCCCUUUAAAACUUCCCUUUUGUUCGAGUUACAAAGUCUAAAUAAUUCGAGAUAUCGCGUAAUCAGCGGAAGGGAACGGCAAUACCAUUCGACUUUCUGAGGAUUUCGAGUUACAGAGAUUCCACUGUAUUUUUAAAAUGUCAUGAACCCUCAUGACAUUUUAACAACUGACAGCUUAAAAGGAUUCCAUUUGGUGUAAACUACUUUGAGGUGUGCCUAAGCGCUUCUUUGACUUCAAAAAACAAGGAGUGGGUUUGGCAUUUAUCUUGAAUAUUUGUUGUGAGAUGACCCUUAGGGUUUAACUGGCGUAUUACUAAGGAAGCAGUUUAACUUUGAUCAAAAUCGGUAAAUAGAUUUUAGAUAAUAGUAAUUUCUGGAGAAUAUAGACAUUUAAAUAAAUAAUAAAAUAUUUUACUUUAAAUAUACGUUAAAAGUCCAUACAUGUUUUAUUUUUGAUACGUUAAAAUUUUGAAUUAAUAAUUAGGUUCUUUAAAGCUAGAGGUAUGGCUUUGACACAUUCAAAAUUGCACAUUUUGGAACCUCGCUGACGCCGAAUGGACUACAACAUUUCGAUUGGAAGUUAAUACAAACUUUUGUUUUAAGACAUUUAAGCAAAUCUACAAAAGAUUUAACCUAUGGUUUUUAACGAUAAAGCCGGAAAUUUA
Messenger RNA from Pieris brassicae (large cabbage white), 4734 nucleotides. RefSeq names its product dymeclin. The transcript has 17 exons. Gene Ontology annotation, biological process: Golgi organization. Bases 115 to 2178 code for a protein of 687 amino acids. Lineage: Eukaryota; Metazoa; Arthropoda; Insecta; Lepidoptera; Pieridae. Gene Ontology annotation, cellular component: Golgi apparatus. The record is from RefSeq and is a predicted model, not a curated record.